AUGCUGACCAUUGCUCUUCUCGCCCUCCUCUGUGUGUCAGCCUCAGCUAAUGCCAUUCAGCCCAGGUCCUCUUCUUACAAUGGCGAGUACGGUGGUGGCGGCGGCAAUCGAUUCUCCCACUCUGGGAACCAGAUGGACGGUGCCAUCACUGCCAUUCGUGUCCGUGUCAACAGAUACUACAUUGUAGGGCUCCAGGUGCGCUAUGGCAAGGUGUGGAGCGACUAUGUGGGUGGCAAUCAGGGGGAUCUGGAGGAGAUCUUCCUGCACCCCGGAGAGUCAGUGAUCCAGGUGUCUGGCAAGUACAAGUACUACCUGAGGAAGCUGGUCUUCAUCACUGACAAGGGCCGUUACCUGCCAUUCGGAAAGGACACAGGCACCAGUUUCAACGCUGUCCCUCUGUACCCUAACACCGUGUUGCGUUUCAUCAGCGGCCGCUCAGGCUCUCUCAUCAAUGCCAUCGGCCUGCACUGGGAUUCCUAUCCCAGCGAUUGCAGCAGUUGCUGA
This is a messenger RNA of Suncus etruscus (white-toothed pygmy shrew), 504 nucleotides long. RefSeq names its product zymogen granule protein 16 (gene ZG16). The transcript is spliced from 3 exons. The record is from RefSeq and is a predicted model, not a curated record. The coding region runs from base 1 to 504 and encodes 167 amino acids. NCBI's taxonomy places the organism in Eukaryota, Metazoa, Chordata, Mammalia, Eulipotyphla, Soricidae.